This is a messenger RNA of Bacillus rossius redtenbacheri, 1140 nucleotides long. RefSeq lists its product as uncharacterized. Lineage: Eukaryota; Metazoa; Arthropoda; Insecta; Phasmatodea; Bacillidae. Gene Ontology annotation, cellular component: extracellular matrix. The record is from RefSeq and is a predicted model, not a curated record. The transcript is spliced from 2 exons. Bases 1 to 1140 code for a protein of 379 amino acids. Gene Ontology annotation, biological process: extracellular matrix organization.
AUGCGGCGCGCUGCUGACGAGAACGUGACGGACAGCGUGGACGGACAGCGUGGACGGACAACUGGGACGGACAACUCGGUCGGACAGGCGCGACCUCGCGAGAGUGUGUGGCUGCGUCAUCGUCACCACCUCGUCACCGCCUCGUCACCACCUCGUCACCGCCUCGUCACCACCUCGUCACCACCUCGUCACCACCUCGUCACCGCCUCGUCACCACCUCGUCACCACCUCGUCACCGCCUCGUCACCACCUCGUCACCACCUCGUCACCGCCUCGUCACCACCUCGUCACCACCUCGUCACCGCCUCGUCACCACUUCGACACCGCCUCGUCACCACCUCGUCACCACCUCGUCACCACCUCGUCACCACCUCGUCACCGCCUCGUCACCACCUCGUCACCGCCUCGUCACCACCUCGUCACCACCUCGUCACCGCCUCGUCACCACUUCGACACCGCCUCGUCACCACCUCGUCACCGCCACGUCACCACCUCGUCACCAUCUCGUCACCACCUCGUCACCACUUCGACACCGCCUCGUCACCGCCUCGUCACCACCUCGUCACCACCACCUCGUCACUACCUCGUCACUACCUCGUCACCGCCUCGUCACCACCUCGUCACCACCUCGUCACCACCUCGUCACCACCUCGUCACCGCCUCGUCACCACCUCGUCACCACCUCGUCACCGCCUCGUCACCACUUCGACACCGCCUCGUCACCACCUCGUCACCACCUCGUCACCACCUCGUCACCACCUCGUCACCACCUCGUCACCACCUCGUCACCGCCUCGUCACCACCUCGUCACCACCUCGUCACCACCUCGUCACCACCUCGUCACCGCCUCGUCACCACCUCGUCACCACCUCGUCACCGCCUCGUCACCACUUCGACACCGCCUCGUCACCACCUCGUCACCGCCACGUCACCACCUCGUCACCACCUCGUCACCACCUCGUCACCACUUCGACACCGCCUCGUCACCGCCUCGUCACCACCUCGUCACCACCACCUCGUCACUACCUCGUCACUACCUCGUCACCGCCUCGUCACCACCUCGUCACCACCUCGUCACCACCUCGUCACCACCUCGUCACUCAGCCGACCAGGGAGCCGGGCGUGUCCUCAGCCCCGUAG